Molecule: messenger RNA, 1320 nt
Organism: Heterocephalus glaber (naked mole-rat)
Lineage: Eukaryota; Metazoa; Chordata; Mammalia; Rodentia; Bathyergidae
Source: RefSeq, a predicted model, not a curated record
AUGGCCCAGGCACAGCAUCAGCAGAGAGAGGUAGCAUGGACCUCUCUGCAAUACAGAACAGAGUCAAAAACAAAAAUGAAGCUCACAAGGUGUGGAAAGAUUACCCUGGGUGUCUUAAUGAUGGUGACAGCAGCAGUCAUCAUUGGACUCAUUGUCUAUUUUGUCACCUAUGGUAAGAACUCUUUAUAUUUCUUUCUAAUACCUUUCUACUAUCACAUAAGCUUUAAAGUCAACAACAUUGACUACAACAGCAAAUUUGCAAAGCCAUAUUCACAAGAAUACAUGGACCUAAAUAAAAAAAUCGUAUCUUUGGUAAAUAAAACAUUUCAUGAAUCCAAACUAAGAAGACAGUAUGUCAAAUCUCAUGUUGUUCAAGUAAGCAACGCCAAAGGGAAAGUGGUAAUACAUGUUGUGCUGAAAUUUAAAUCCUGUUGUGAAAAUAGUGCAGCAAAAUUUUGGGAAAGGAUUGAAACCAUUUUACAUGAGAAGCUAAAGGGCCAAACUGGCUCAUUACUGAUAGAUUCUUCUUCAUUCAAAUUUUCAGACAUUGCAAUGCCAAUGGCAGAAAAUCUUCUCAACACCUGUUGUGGACAACGCACAAUAACUCACACUGGCAAUAAAAUAGCAGGGGGGCAGAAUGCAAAGGAAGGAGAAUGGCCCUGGCAAGCAAGUCUACAACAAAACGGUGUCCACAGAUGUGGAGCCACUCUGAGUAGUAACAACUGGCUUAUCACUGCUGCUCACUGUUUCGUAAACGCCAAUAAACCCAAAGAUUGGAAUGUUACUUUUGGACUUCUCUUAAGUGAUCCAAAGACACAACAAACAGUCAAGAACAUUAUAGUUCAUGAAAAUUACCAUUACCCUGCACAUGAAAAUGACAUUGCUGUUGUGCACCUGUCUUCACCAGUACCAUAUACAAGCAACAUCCGAAGAGCGUGUCUUCCAGAAGCUACUUAUAAAUUCCCUCCCAAUUCUGAGGUAGUGGUCACUGGAUGGGGAACCUUAAAGUCCAACGGAAGAAGUCCUAAUGUACUACAAGAAGGAUUUGUGAAAAUUAUAGAUAACAAAACCUGCAACAGUAGCAAGGCAUAUGAUGGAAUGGUCUCUCCUGAAAUGCUAUGUGCUGGGUUCUUGGAGGGACGUGUAGAUGCCUGCCAGGGCGAUUCUGGUGGACCACUGGUUAGUGCAAAUUCUAAAGGAACCUUGUUCCUUGUUGGUAUUGUAAGCUGGGGAGAUGAGUGUGCUCUUCCAAACAAGCCUGGUGUCUACACUCGAGUGACAUACUAGCGAGACUGGAUCAUGUCCAAAACCGGUCUCUAA